AUGUCUCAGAAAGGAAGGGUUAUAGACCUUUAUAAAACGCUUCUGCACCUAGGAAAAGAUUGGCCGAAAGGUUAUGAUUUCUUUAGAGAUAGGCUUAAAAAGGCUUUUCUGAAAAAUAAGGAUGUAAGUGAUCCUGAACAGAUUGAAAAAAUGAUCAAACAUGGGGAAUAUGUAAAAAAAGAAAUAGAAGCAUUAUAUAUGCUAAAGAAAUAUAGAACUUUAAAAAGACGCUACGAAUUAUAA
Nezara viridula (southern green stink bug) is the source of this 243-nucleotide messenger RNA. Lineage: Eukaryota; Metazoa; Arthropoda; Insecta; Hemiptera; Pentatomidae. The record is from the annotation of a GenBank genome assembly.